Molecule: messenger RNA, 2335 nt
Organism: Mandrillus leucophaeus (drill)
Lineage: Eukaryota; Metazoa; Chordata; Mammalia; Primates; Cercopithecidae
Product: G-protein coupled estrogen receptor 1
Exons: 3
Coding region: 892-2019 (375 amino acids)
Biological process (GO): G protein-coupled receptor signaling pathway
Cellular component (GO): membrane
Molecular function (GO): G protein-coupled receptor activity
Source: RefSeq, a predicted model, not a curated record
GCAUUACUCAUACUCAGCGGACAAAGGAUCCAAUCUCACCGCUUGGAAACAUUACAGAGGGAAAACGACACCCAGAAGUAGGAGUGAGAUUCGCUGAAGUUCCGUUCGGAGAAAGACUCACCCCUCGGCCUGGACAGCCAGGGCUGGCAGUGCCUGAGGACCCCCUCAGCCUGGGCAGCCCAUGCCGGGGUUUGGGGGCCUGGCUCUGCUCUCGCUCUGCUCUCACCGGGCAGCCCAGGGUUCCCCAAGCGGCGGCUGAAAUUCGAAUGGCCAGCAGGUGGCGCACUCGGAGGCGGCCGCCCCGCACGAGGCGGUUCGGAGGCCUCUGGAGUCCGCGGAGGGAGGUUUAUUCUCCGCCCGCAUGAGGCCGUGGAGGCUGUGAAAUCCGCAACCACGGGCAACGGAGGCGGCCUGCUGGGCAAGAGGCCACCAACACCUGGCCGGCAGCCCUGCUCAGGCAUUCGGCAGGUCCAGCAGAGGUACACCUCCUGCAGCUGGGUUCCAAGUGCACCUCCAGCCUGAUGGGCCUGACCAAGGAGGCUUCCAGGACCACAGAAGGGGCUGCAACCCAGGUACCCAGAGAGUGAGCGUCUCCACGCAGGACAGUGCACGGCGGCUGACACCUGCAGGGACGCCCGCCGGACGAGCACGCGGAGGACCCUGGCCUCCACAGACGUGCCAUGCCAGCGUGCGGAGCAUCUGUUCCUCCCACUCUCUGCAGUUCACAAACCCAACCCAAACCACCACAGGUGCUCCUCGGGAGUUUCCUGUCUAACAAAUGCUGGGCUCACUUCAGGGAGAAUCACGCUUCUUUCUAAAGAUGGAUUCGCUGUUUAAAACAGAGCUCUGGGAGCCUUUUGGCAAAUCUUGAAAGCUGCACGGUGCAGAGACAUGGAUGUGACUUCCCAAGCCUGGGGCAUGGGCCUGGAGAUGUACCCGGGCACCAUGCAGCCUGCAGCCCCCAACACCACCUCCCCCGAGCUCAACCUGUCCCACCCGCUCCUGGGCGCUGCCGUGGUGAACGGGACAGGCGAGCUCUCAGAGCACCAGCAGUACGUGAUCGGCCUGUUCCUCUCGUGCCUCUACACCAUCUUCCUCUUCCCCAUCGGCUUUGUGGGCAACAUCCUGAUCCUGGUGGUGAACAUCAGCUUCCGGGAGAAGAUGACCAUCCCCGACCUGUACUUCAUCAACCUGGCGGUGGCGGACCUCAUCCUGGUGGCCGACUCCCUCAUUGAGGUGUUCAACCUGCACGAGCAGUACUAUGACAUCGCCGUGCUGUGCACCUUCAUGUCGCUGUUCCUGCAGGUCAACAUGUACAGCAGCGUCUUCUUCCUCACCUGGAUGAGCUUCGACCGCUACAUCGCCCUGGCCAGGGCCAUGCGCUGCAGCCUGUUCCGCACCAAGCACCACGCCCGGCUGAGCUGUGGCCUCAUCUGGAUGGCAUCUGUGUCAGCCACGCUGGUGCCCUUCACCGCCGUGCACCUGCAGCACACCGACGAGGCCUGCUUCUGCUUCGCAGACGUCCGGGAGGUGCAGUGGCUCGAGGUCACGCUGGGCUUCAUUGUGCCCUUCGCCAUCAUCGGCCUGUGCUACUCCCUCAUUGUCCGGGUGCUGGUCAGGGCACACCGGCACCGCGGUCUGCGGCCCCGGCGGCAGAAGGCACUCCGCAUGAUCCUCGCGGUGGUGCUGGUCUUCUUCGUCUGCUGGCUGCCGGAGAACGUCUUCAUCAGCGUGCACCUCCUGCAGCGGACGCAGCCCGGGGCCGCUCCCUGCAAGCAGUCUUUUCGCCAUGCCCACCCGCUCACCGGCCACAUUGUCAACCUCGCGGCCUUCUCCAACAGCUGCCUCAACCCCCUCAUCUACAGCUUUCUCGGGGAGACCUUCAGGGAAAAGCUGAGGCUGUACAUUGAGCAGAAAACAAACCUGCCGGCCCUGAACCGCUUCUGCCACGCCGCCCUGAAGGCCGUCAUUCCAGACAGCACCGAGCAGUCGGACGUGAGGUUCAGCAGUGCCGUGUAGACGGCCUCGGCUGCACAGGCCCCGCCGGCGUGUGACUCGGGAGCUGCACGCACCUGGGUGGACACAAGGCACGGCCAUGUCAUGUCUCUAGACCGCUGUCAGACGUGGCUCCGGCUCCUCGGGGCCUCGCGAGAGUCACACUUGCCUGGUCACCCUGGGGCUGCUAAGGAAACCUCACGACUGGUCCUCCUUGACUCUGCACUCCUCACUCCUCACACAGAAUUGCUACAAUCCCAAAACGCUCGCCCCGCAGGGUCCAAAGGUCAGCGCUGACCAGCCUGUCGCCAUGGUCCUCCCCAUACACCCUGCCUGGCGC